Molecule: messenger RNA, 1126 nt
Organism: Leopardus geoffroyi (Geoffroy's cat)
Lineage: Eukaryota; Metazoa; Chordata; Mammalia; Carnivora; Felidae
Gene: SPMIP5
Product: chromosome D2 C10orf82 homolog
Exons: 6
Coding region: 200-910 (236 amino acids)
Source: RefSeq, a predicted model, not a curated record
ACGUGGAGUGGGCUGGAAAGAGGAAGUGGGGGGCUGUGACCUCGCUUUCCGACCCCUUCCCGGGCCCCCACCCCCAGCACACCUCCUCCCCACGCUCCUCCUCUCGGAUUUCACGGCUCAGAGGAAGCCGCCCAGGCCACCACCCACCUGCGCCAGGUGCGGCCCACAGGCCAGGGCCACGCUUUGGGAGAGUGAAAUCAUGGAGUCUUCCUCCAAGACCUUCAUGAGACACCUGCCAGUCACACCAGGCUACAGUGGCUUCGUGCCCUACCUUAGCUGCCAGGAAUCCACCAGCAAGGACAACAUGUCCCACUGCCUGAAAACCUUCCAGGAAAGCACACAGCGAUAUAAACACCAGCUGGAGGAGUUUCGCUGCUCAGUGGCCACUGCCCGGAAGCUGAAGCCCGUUUGCUCGGAGGAGACGGUCCUGCGGGAGCUGCAUCAGUAUUAUCGGCAGUAUCACCCCCUGAGUUUGGAAUGCAAACACAUAAAGAAACCUCUCCAGGAGCCUCCAAUCCCCGGCUGGGCUGGCUACCUCCCGAGAGCCAGGGUCACGGAAUUAGGCUGUGCCACGCGGUACACUGUGAUGGCCAGAAACUGCUACAGAGACUUCCUGGACCUCGUGGAGCAGGCCAGGAAGGCACACCUGAAGCCAUAUGAGGAAAUAUACGGAGUCGGGUCCACACAGCCUCCUUCUGCUCCUUCUCUGAAGGUUUUGCAGCACCAAGGGCUACUGCCAAAAUAUCCGGAGUUUUCUAUCCCAGGUGGUAGCUGUCCUGCCCACGGAAGACCCCUGACAGAGGACCCCAGGCCUCCGGUGACGUGUGGCUGUGCCCAGAGAUCAAAUAUGUCCUGCAACGGGAAGAUUUAUCUAGAGCCUCUGUCCUCAGCAAAGUAUGCAGAAGGCUGAUGCAGACAGCCUCUCAAGGAGAGGUGAACUUCAAGGGGGGACUCAAAAGCUCACCAUUCUUACACGAGGACCAGGCCCUGACCCACACCCAACAGGCACUACGGAACUUUCAAAACCUAAGAAUCCUUUCAACUGCCACCUGCAUCCUGUUUGGCAAUAGCAUGUCAUUAAUGAUAAAGGCCUUUUAUUGUGUGGGAAUAAAGAGGAUGCUUCUCA